GAACUCGGUAAACCCGGAAAAGGGGAAGCGGAAGAACAGCUAAAAGUACAGAACAGUUGAUAAAUAAAAAGCUAAAUGCACACGAAGUGAACGAUAUUUACAUUUACGACUCGUUCCCAGUCUUAAACCUUCGUAGAAGGGGUUAAACGUAGAAAGGUGAUUGAAGAUGCAGCAACGACUGAACUGAAGAUGAAAAUGUGGUUUUAGGUUAAGGAGAUGGCUUCUGGAGGGGUUUUCUCUGUGGUUUUGUGCCAAAACUAACGUAAGACUUGCCCUGUUCCCAGUGUUCCCAGUCCUGUAAAAUGCCCUGAACCGAGUGGACUGGCUCCUGUAGCUGAGGACAAUGGCCAGAAUAGCCUGGUAUCAAGAGAAGAUUGGUACCUACGAUCAGCAAGUCUGGGAGAAAUCCCUGGAGAAGGCAGACCUAGUUGGUUUAGAGAGCAAGCCAAAGAAAACAUAUCGCAUGAAGCCAGACCUCAUUGAUGUGGAUUUAGUGAGAGGGUCAACGUUCAGCAAAGCCAAGCCAGAAAGUCCCUGGACAGCUCUGACUCGAAAAGGCCUGGUCAGAGUUCUCCUGUAUCCGUUCUUCUUCCAGUGGUGGAUUCAGGUCACGUCCAAGUCCAUCUCCACAUGCAUCCUUGUGCUCUACUUCCUGCAAGUGGCGGCGGCAGUGCUGUACCUGGAGGUCCCUCGGGCGAGUGCCAGCGAGCUGUUUCAGCCCAUGUGUCUCAUGCUGCUGCUGGGCACCGUGCACUGCCAGAUUGUUUCGACCGAGUCCAGCCGGUGGCCCUCAGGCAGUCCAGCUGCUAGCAGUAGCGCCAGCCCUGCACGCAGGAGGAGGCUGCGGAAUGGCAGAGGGUUAAAAAAAUCUGAAGAAAAGAAUGACAGCAGGAGCACCGAGCUGCCGGAGCCCUGGCAGUUUGAAGAAAGCCAGCGAUUAUACAGAAGCAAGGAGAGGAGGAGUAAAAGUCACUGUGGAUUCGGAGCAUCUGAUGAGCUCUCCAGUGAUGAAGAAGAAGGUGCGCAAUCAGAGUCUGUUGGUCGACCGACACGUCGUCAUGAUUCGGCGAGGCUGAAGUCCACCUCUGCUCCAGCGUCUCCUGUUAGGAACAGAAUCGUGAAGUCUAACCCGAAACCGGCACCAAGGCCUCAGGAAGGGAGUGCAGCAUCCAUCAAGCUGAAGCCUCAUGGAGUGGAGCGCUCUCAUCCCGCCUCUGACACUGAUGACAUGAUGUGGGAGGAGCUUCUCCAGGGUUCCUCUGAUUCCGCCUCCACAGGAAGCAGUGAUAGUGAAGGGAAUGGGAGGUACAGCACUGGAAUGAACCUCCCCAAAAACAGUGCUCAGAGCAGCGAUGACGAAAGUCUGCAACAAGGAAUCAGCAAUAGCCAUCUGACUUGGCUGCAGGCGUGUCAUCCGUCCAAGGACCGUGUUAGUGCUAUAAUAUGGGAGAACGGAGAGUGCAAGAAGGCUGACAUGUCAGUGCUGGAGAUCAGCGGCAUCAUUCUCACACGGGUAAAGUUAGCGGAGCAGGGUGUGGGUUACCUUGUUCUCAGCAGCCUCAUGACGACCACCUUGGCGCUGCUUCCGUUUGCCUUUCGCCUGGCUCAGCGCUUGGACAUGUCCAGCCUCAGCUGUCUCUCCCUAAAACAGUUGGCGGAGCUUGCGGUGGGACCAUACGAUGCCCGAGCUUACGCCUUUUUCUUCAUUACUGCGGUUCAGAGAGUCCUCCUCACAGGCCUGUUCUUCUUCCUGUUGUGUGUGGCUGAACGGACCUACAAACAGAGGCUUUCAUUCGCCAAGUACUUCAGCCAUCUCACAUCAGCACGCAAGGCCAAGAAAUCUGAAGUCCCCCACUUCAGGCUGAAGAAAGUCCAAAACAUAAAGAUGUGGUUGUCACUUCGCUCUUUCCUGCGGAGACGAGGCCCACAGCGCUCCGUGGACGUCAUCGUCUCAACAAUCUUUCUGUUGGCACUUUCCGUCUCAUUCAUCAUUUGUGCUCAGCUUCUGCACAGUCACACGACGUUCCUGGAGUCUUUGAUAAAUUGGGAGCUUGUGGUGUGGUGCGCCUCCCUCAUUCCCUUUCUGCUGCGGCUCGCGACACUGGGCUCAGAGACCAACUCCAAAUUCAGCAACUCCUCAGUGCUCCUCACCGAGCAGAUCAAUCUGUAUCUGAAGAUGGAGAAAAAGCCUUAUAAGAAAGAGCAGCUCAACAUAGUGAACAAUGUGUUAAAACUGGCUACAAAGCUAAUGAAGGAGCUGGACACUCCUUUCAGACUGUUGGGUCUGACCAUGAACCCUUUGAUCUACAACAUCACAAAGGUUGUGAUUCUGUCUGCUGUCUCUGCUGUGGUCAGUGAUCUGCUUGGCUUCAACAUCAGAAUGCGGAUGUCUUUUUAGAGGAAGAACAAGUUGAUGAAAUCCGACUUUUCAGGCUGUGGAAAAUCAAGCCCUAAUGUGAAGAAGCCACUAAAUCCACCAUCUGCUGCAGACACCUCCUCAAACACAAAACUACUGAUGGUGCAUUGUGCUGACGGAGCCUUUAUGGGUCAUUCAGAAGCCAGAGAUGCUCUGGCAAUCACUCACGCACCAUUACUGGCUGCUCCGCCGACGUGGCAUUGAAGUUUCCAUCAACUUUAUCAACUCACACAGUGCCUAACCUCUGACCCUUGAAUGUUUCUUUAUGGUUUCAUUAAAGCUGACAACAGAGGUCCAUUCAAGCCUCUGUAGCAUCCAGAUUUAAUUAAUCACAGCUGUGUAGACUCAGCCUGACAUGCACACAUGCUGAACUUGGUUUUUUAGUGUUUUUUUAAUCAAUGUUUUAUUUUUAGGAUAAUUGUGUGUGUGUGUGUGUGUGUGUGUGUGCGUGCGUGCGUGCGUGCGUGCGUGUGUGUGUGUGUGUGUGUGUGUGUGUGUGUGUGUGUGUGCAAAGUCAAAAUCUGAAAAUGGGCAGGCAGUUGUAUUAAAUCCUAUUUCAAAGCUCUCUGAGGCAGUUGUAUUUUAACUUGAUUCUUGUGACUUAAUUUAUUUGUGUUUCUACUUUGUGAUCGGAUUUCAUUGCGCUGUACCUUUUUUAUAUCGGAGGCCAUCUUUCAAUGGAACAUAGAUAAUGUUGAAUAAAUGAGAUUAAAUUUG
Molecule: messenger RNA, 3133 nt
Organism: Nothobranchius furzeri (turquoise killifish)
Lineage: Eukaryota; Metazoa; Chordata; Actinopteri; Cyprinodontiformes; Nothobranchiidae
Source: RefSeq, a predicted model, not a curated record